Callorhinchus milii (elephant shark) is the source of this 4645-nucleotide messenger RNA. It is a transcript of the gene usp38, whose product is annotated as ubiquitin specific peptidase 38. Gene Ontology annotation, molecular function: cysteine-type deubiquitinase activity; cysteine-type endopeptidase activity. Gene Ontology annotation, cellular component: cytosol; nucleus. NCBI's taxonomy places the organism in Eukaryota, Metazoa, Chordata, Chondrichthyes, Chimaeriformes, Callorhinchidae. The record is from RefSeq and is a predicted model, not a curated record. The coding region runs from base 115 to 3243 and encodes 1042 amino acids. Gene Ontology annotation, biological process: protein deubiquitination; ubiquitin-dependent protein catabolic process. The transcript has 11 exons.
CAGGCGGGCGGGCGCCGGCUCUCCCUGUGUGUGAGGGAGAGCUGCUCGGCGGCCGCAGCUGAGAAGCCAUCAGUAAGUGAGUGCUGGUGAUCUCGGGUGUUACCCCAAUCGUCCAUGAUGGAUAAGAUAUUGGAAGCCCUCAUCACCUCUUCUCAUCCCUUGCCUGUGAAGAAAGGGAUUGUGAAGAAAGUGGUGGAGGCAGCUGAGAAUUCUGUUGAUCGGGAGCAAUGCAAGGCCAUGUUCGACCUGACCACCCGCUUGAUUUUGCUGGGGGAAGACGGAUUCCAAAAACAAGUGGGUCACCAAGUGCUCGAAGCCUACGCCAGAUACCACCGUUCAGAAUUUGAAGAGUUCUUCAACAAAGGAUUUGUCCUGACCCUCCUUCAGCAAGGAUACAAAUCUUUAGAUAAGAAGGAUAUUGUCAUCAUUGAUUAUAUUCACAUGGGAUUGAAGUUAAUAAUGAGUUGCCCCUCCGUGCUAGAAAUUUUUGGCUUCAUGCAUACUGAGGUUUUGCGAAUAGUCUGUGAAAGACCUGAACCUUUGCUGUGUGCCAGGCUGAGUGAGUUGCUGUCUGAUUUUGUACACUGUAUCCCAAGGGGUAAAUCUGCGGUGGUGUUUUGCCAACAGCUGGUCAGGACUAUCAGCCAAUUCCAGUGCACUGCAAUACAGGAGGAAGAGAUUCGGGCAUUUAUUUCUCAGGUGAAUAAAGUAGGCAGUUUGCUGCAAAGUAUUUGGAAAUCUGAGCCAGCCGCACUUCUACCUUCUCUGCAAGAGGUUUUUGUCAUUAUUUCUGCUACUGAUUACUCUUUCGAACCAUCUAUCGCCCUAGCAAGCCUUGUUCAGCACAUCCCAUUGCAAAUGAUCGCAGUUCUCAUUCGGAGUCUGAUCACAGACCAAAACGUUAAAGAUGCCAGUAUGACUUGUGCUCUCUGCAGGAUGAUUGACUGGCUGUCCUGGCCAUUGGCUCAGCAUGUAGAGACCUGGGUGACUGCACUGCUGAAGGGACUGGCUUCUGUCCAGAAGUUCACUAUCCUCAUAGAUGUCACGCUGCUUAAAAUUGAACAGGUAUUUCAUCGUCUCUGGUACCCAAUAGUGAGACCUGGUGCUUUAGCUGUCCUGUCUCACAUGCUGCUCAGCUUUCAGCAUUCUCCAGAAGCCUUUCACCUGAUUGUUCCUCACAUAAUCAAGCUGGUCCAGUUCCUGAAAGAAGAAGCUAUGCCUUCAAGUAAAAUCUUCCUGAUGCAGUUGACUGAGCUGGUACAUUGUAUGAUGUACCAGUAUUCUGGCUUCCCUGAUCUCUAUGAACCUAUUCUUGAGGUCAUCAAGGAUUUGCCAAAACCCAGUGAAGAGAAGAUGAAGCUCACUCUGAAUCAAAGUGCCUGGACAUCACACUCCAAUUCCCUGGCUUCCUGUUUGUCCAGGCUUUCUGGAAAAUCUGAAACGGGAAAAACUGGCUUAAUAAAUCUGGGUAACACAUGCUACAUGAACAGCAUCAUCCAGGCAUUAUUUAUGGCUACCGAUUUCAGAAGGUCUGUUUUAUCACUGAGUCUAAAUGGAUCCCGCUCCAUAAUGAAAAAACUUCAACUUCUGUUUGCCUUCUUGGCCCACACUCAGAGAGCAGCAUAUGCCCCUCAAAGCUUCUUUGAAGCAUCGAGACCACCAUGGUUCACCCCUGGCUCCCAGCAGGACUGUUCUGAAUACCUCAGGUUCCUUUUAGACAGAAUACAUGAAGAAGAGAAGACGUGUAGAAUUCUUCAUCGGGAGAACACGCCCCAAAGCAGCGCUGCCACCUCCGGGCACGAAGACGGACCCACUCCGCACAAUCGCCCCACGGAGAAGCUCUGUGUUUCCAAUUCAAACCCGUGCUCGGACAACCGGGGCAAGACUCUGAUCGAGAAGAUGUUCGGGGGGAAACUGCAGACCACUAUCUGUUGCCUGAACUGCAAGAGCACCUCUCAGAAGCAGGAAGCUUUCACUGACCUCUCGUUGGCCUUCCCUCCCUGCCUGGACCAGGUGCUAGAGGCCGGGUCCGCCCAACCGCUGACCGCACCGGGCAGCGAGAACCCGGAGCCACCCUGCCAGGCUGUGGUGGUGCCGGCUGCUGAGACCUUGCCUGGCCGCCAGGGGAGUGGUGGGGGGCAGGGGCCCGAGGUUCUCUGCGAGGAGCUCCCACUCCAGCCCGUGGGCUCCGCGGAUUGCCCGCGAGCACCCAAUGACAAAUUGGUCCCAGUUUCCGGUGAGGGCGCUGUGAACAGGAGUCACCAAACCAUGUCUGUCCCCAGGCUGAUCAACUACUUCCUGGCCCCCGAGAUCCUGAACGGGGAGAACAAGUAUUACUGUGAGACGUGCGGUUCGCUGCAGAACGCCCAGAAGGAGCUGCAGGUGGUGGACGAGCCCGAGUACCUGAUCCUCACGCUGCUCCGGUUCUCCUACGACGCCAAGAGUCACAUCAGGCGGAAGAUCCUGGACGACGUGGUGCUCCCACUAGUGCUGCAGCUGCCGGUGGACAAGCCGCCUGUGCCCACCUCACCGGGCGAGAACCAGUUGGUGGUCUCCGACUCCACUGAGAAUGUGCCCAAGAAGCUCAAGUCUUCGGACUCAGUGAACUCCAGCGAUCCGCACCGUGUGCCCUACCUCCUCUCCUCCAUCGUGGUCCACUCCGGAAUGUCCUCCGAGAGCGGGCACUACUACUGCUACGCCAGGAACACCGCCUCGGGCCCUGCAGGCCAGCUGUGCUGCCAGGGAGACCUCCGAGGCCUGUCCUCCCCGUCGCCGGGCUGCACGGCCCACACAGAGCCCAGCACCUCAGUCAUAUGGCAGGACGCAAACUGCAGGGAGACGGCAAAGGAGUGGUUUCUGUUCAACGAUAGCAGAGUGACCUUCACUUCCUUCCAGUCCGUUCAGAACGUAACCAGCAGGUUCCCCAAGGACACGGCAUACGUCUUGUUCUACCGGAAGCAGGAUGCCGGUCACGGAGUGCUCCCGAGCGCAAUAAAUGGAGUGUGGGUGAAUGGGGAGCCCCCGCUGCAGAAGGAGCUCAUGGACGCAAUCACGAAAGACAACAAGCUUUACCUUCAGGAACAAGAGCUUAGUGCCAGGACCAGGGCCCUGCAAGCCUCUUCUACCACUUGUUCCUUUCGUCCUCAUGGUUUUGAUGACAACGACCCACCAGGCAGCUGUGGCCCCAGUGGUGGCGGAGGAGGAGGCGGUGGGUUUAAUACCAUCAGCCGGCUUGUCUUCUGAGUCUCCUUGAGAUAAGACAGGUUUCUUUUUUUUCUUAAAAAAAAUCACUGCUGAUAAGUGGAGAAAUCGUGUCACUGGGUGCAUCAAGUCGCUCUCUGGAUCAGUAUCUAUUGAUGUCAAGAUGCUACCAAUUGUUUCUGUUAUUUCUCUUCACCCCCAGACUGUUUCUUCUUUUGUUUUUAAAAAAAAAAAACGACUUGUAUACUGGCACUAUUUCCUAUUCGGCCCUUAAAGCAGGGAAAACAAUAUCGAUUGCAAUAAUUUUUAAUGUUUAUAAGAUUCUUAACACACCUUGCAUCCAAAUUUGAUUAUCUCCCUAUUUGCAUGUUAGCGUUAACAAUGUAAAUAAGCACUCGACUAUGUAAUCUGUAUUUGUACAAACACUGUAAAUACAUUUCAAGUGAGCUUUCAAACCCAGAACUGAUCAAAACAUGGAAAAAGGUCCUUUUAAAUUACUGCAUUUCUAGUAUUGUAUUUCUUUUAUUUCUUUUGAUUUUGUGACAGUGUCAAACAAGCAUCUUGCAAUUUCAGGGAGCAGUUUUUGUUACACACUUGACAGACUUAUUUUACCUUUUUUUGUAUGCGUGCGCACGUGCUCGAGUGAGCGAGUGUAUGUGUGCCUUGAUCUGUACUCGCUGUAGGUAUGUUAGGAGGCGGGAACAGAAAUUAAAGGUUCUAUUUUCAACUUUUUUUAAAAAAGCAAACCUUGAAGAUGGAGGGGGAGUGGGGAGAGAAAAUAAGUAUUGGUAUGGCUGUAUUGUAUUGUUUACGUUUGAAAGUUUCUAAUUCAUGAAACCUCGCUGUCACUUGAGGAGGUCUGCUGUUUUGAAUUGCACAUGUACACUAAAUAUAAAGGACUAGCAAAAGACUUCCUUCUCUACGCUCGCUGUGUUUUAUUCAUGCCUCGCUUGGCGAUUCAAAGAUUGAAUAAUCCACAGCUUUUUCCAUUGCCAGCUUUGAUCGCAUCAAGAAUUAUUUUACCAUUUGGCUGACCACAUUUUGUGUGUGUGCGUGUGUUUUUAAAAAAAAUUAUAGCACUGAAUAUUUAUUUAUAAAUGUUUACGACAUAGCAGGUCACAAAAUUAGCAAAAUGGGAAAGAUAUACGGUUGGGGCGGUGGGGGGGGACUGGAAUGCCAGCUGUUAUUGCAGAUUUUUACUAAAUUAUUGGAAUUUUUAUAUUGAUUCUUUGAUAGAUAUGAACUGCUGUGCUUUAGGAUAUUGAAAUAAAAAACGUAUCACUUUUAAACUUUUUAUAUAUGUUUUUUUUGAAACCGUUCAAAGAUCAGCAAUAAAAAAAAAACACGAUUUGUUGGGUAGGAGUAUUUUCCUUUGCAGAAGCAUGGCUGUAAUAAAAAGCAUUUUAUAAUGUUCUGUAAUAUUAAACACUAUUGGUACAACUAA